Dermochelys coriacea (leatherback sea turtle) is the source of this 4099-nucleotide messenger RNA. Its product is annotated as 5-hydroxytryptamine receptor 7-like. Bases 313 to 1593 code for a protein of 426 amino acids. Gene Ontology annotation, biological process: adenylate cyclase-activating adrenergic receptor signaling pathway; smooth muscle contraction; vasoconstriction. Lineage: Eukaryota; Metazoa; Chordata; Testudines; Dermochelyidae. The transcript is spliced from 3 exons. The record is from RefSeq and is a predicted model, not a curated record. Gene Ontology annotation, cellular component: membrane. Gene Ontology annotation, molecular function: G protein-coupled serotonin receptor activity.
GGGGCGUGAAAUUGACACGUACCCUCGGCUCAGCCGCCGCAGCUGGGGCUGGCUCUGGGGCCGCGCGUCCCCGGCAGCCGCUGGAGGGUUUCUCGGGGGGCUCGCAGGGGAGGCGGGGCUGCGCUCCAGGGUCCCGCUGGUCCUGCCCGGGGAGGGAGGCUGGGACCCGCCUCAGCAAGGAGCCGGGGGGACCUGGCUGGGGCUGGAAGAUGUCCCUGGCAGGAGGGCGCAGAGUCUCAAUUUGCAAAGGUGUCGCCCAGGAGAGCUGUGGGAGAAAAUUUGGGUUGCUCCUCCUUGCCAUGAGCCGAAAGAAUGACGCUGAGGGUCAUCCCCAAUCAGUUUCUAGAGCAGCGUCCUCUCUUUGUGGAGAACACAGAGCACGAGUAUCCCACGCCGAAGUCACUCUCAGAUCCAUCCAUGACUGAGGGACCCUCUGCUCCAGUUGAGCCAGAACUGCUGUCCUCCAACCUAACCAACUCUACAGACUGUGGAGAGGAGAUCCUACUCUAUGGAGACACUGAGAAAAUCGUGAUUGGGACAGUGCUCUCCAUCAUCACCUUAAUGACCAUCGCUGGCAACGCCUUGGUCAUCAUCUCUGUGAGCAUUGUCAAGAAGCUCCGGCAGCCCUCCAACUACCUGGUGAUCUCCUUGGCAGCGGCCGACCUCUCUGUCGCCUUUGCGGUCAUGCCCUUCGUGAUCAUUACGGAUCUGGUGGGAGGGGAGUGGCUGUUUGGGAAGGUGUUUUGCAAUGUGUUCAUCGCCAUGGAUGUUAUGUGCUGCACCGCUUCCAUCAUGACCUUGUGUGUCAUCAGCGUGGACAGGUACUUGGGGAUCACACGACCGCUGACAUACCCUGUGAGACAAAAUGGGAAACUAAUGGCCAAGAUGGUGUUCAUAGUUUGGCUUCUUUCUGCCUCCAUAACUCUUCCUCCACUGUUUGGCUGGGCUAAGAACGUCAACGUUGAAAGGGUCUGCCUCAUCAGCCAGGACUUUGGAUACACUAUCUACUCCACUGGGGUCGCCUUCUAUAUCCCCAUGACAGUCAUGCUUGUCAUGUACAGCCGGAUCUACAAAGCUGCCAAGGUCAGUGCAGAGAAACACCGAUUCAUAAACUUCCCCAGACACCAGGAGAAGGAGGGGGUGUACUGCAUGGACGUCAGCGUCCGAGGCCAUCAGAGCUCCAAGCGCAGCAAGGCGGUGGAGGAGUGUGCCACGUUGUCCAAACUGCUUCGGCAAGAUCGAAAGAACAUUUCCAUCUUCAAAAGGGAGCAGAAAGCAGCGAGAACUCUCGGCAUUAUCGUGGGGGCCUUUACCUUUUGCUGGUUUCCCUUCUUUCUGAUGUCCACAGCCCGGCCUUUCAUUUGUGGUAUCCAGUGCAGCUGCAUGCCCCUGCGGCUGGAGAGGACCCUGCUGUGGCUGGGUUACACCAACUCCCUUAUCAACCCCUUGAUCUAUGCUUUCUUCAACCGUGAUCUAAGGACUACUUUUUGGAACCUUCUGCGGUGCAGGUACAGGAACAUCAACAGGAGGCUGUCUGCAGCCAGCAUGCAUGAGGCCUUGAAAGUCACAGAGAGACAUGAGGGCAUCUUGUAAAUCUCCAAGAAGGUCGCGUUCCUUAGCCUAAAGCAAGCGCUGAGUGCCUAAUUAAAGAACUCCUGCUCGUCCAUCUAGCCUAUUGCAGGGUUCCCUUUUCAAUCACCUGUCCGGCUUGGAAAAAAUGUGUAUUGUUCCUCUGCCAGAGUUAACCAUCGCCAAAAUUGCACAAGUGCUUGUCACCCAAGAGGUGUUCAAGUUUGAGUAUCUGAGGGCCACACCUACAGCAGAAGAAAUCAUAACCCUUCCUUUUUCCUCUUUGGUAGGAAGAUGCAGCCCAUGGAGACAGCAGUUCGCGCCAGUGUGUGGUGCAUGAGAAGGCAAGUCAGGAUCUCCUGGGUUCUCUUCCAAGCUCUGCCACUGACUGACAGUGUGACCUUGGGCCAAUCAUUUAUAGCUCCGUGCCUCUGUUUCCCAAUCUGUAAAAACAGGAAUACCACUCACCUUUGUAAAAGGCUUUGAGAUCUGUGGAGGGGGAAAGCACUAUGUGCUAUUCUUGGAUAAUCUCCUAGGCUGCAUUUCCGUAGCAAACAGGAGAGCAGCUAUGGGCUGUGUUAUAGAUGUCAAUGGAACACAUUGUAAGCCCUACACUUUGCAUCCCUGCUUAUAAACUGUUGCAACUGAUUUAGUUCCAUUGUACACUCUCAAGCCAGUUCUAAGUUUGCAUGGCAGGGAAUGAUACCAAUGACCCUCUUUCCGCAAGCCCUUGUGUUACAGUACCUGAAAGUGGCAUGCUUAAAAAUAACAAUGCAAAACCUUGUUUAACAGCCUAUUUAUAUCGGAGAAGUGAGGAGCAAGUAAAGACUGCUGUAUUUACUGGGAUAUAUUAUAUAGUUCAUUCACAGCCUAGUGAUGUGCUUUCCUAAUUUUGUGGCUAAUUGAUUAAUCAAGGCAGUACAUAAAAGCACACUUUGGUUGAAAAGAGACAAAAAUGUAUUAUUUCACUGACUGCUUUACAGUGAUGCACUAUAAUGUACAGAAAAUGUGAAAAAUAUCAUACUGAACAAUGUGUCAUUCUUUUACAAAGUUUCUUUAUUCCUAUCUAGAUUUUUUUUUUUUUACAUAUUCAGACUUUUGGUGCAUUUUUUCCACCCUUUGACAUAGCUCUGUUUGGCCCCGAUCCCAAACCUACUGAAGUCAAUAGAAAGAACAUCCACUGAUUUCUGUGGGCUUUGGAUCAGGUGCCCUUGUGAAUUUAAAAAAAUUCCUGUCAAGGCUGAAGAAGAGAUUGUACUAACACAUAGGGGAUCAUGGGCUCUUCUUUCUUAGGGAUUUCCUUUGUUAAGCCCUACGAAAAGGCAAGGCUGAAAUAUCAAAUAAAGGCGCUCCUAUUACUUUGAGAGAGAGAAAAUAUCUCAAAAGUUCUCAUCAGUCAAGAUGAGUUUCCUUUAGGCUCAUUGACAUCCUAGCUGUUAAACCUCAAGUCAAGGGAAGUAUAGCCAAUGGACUUGAUGGAUCGUUGUAGCACAUGAUCUGCUCUGAACACAAUGGGCGUUCACAGCUGGAUUUUUCAGAAAUUACCCACAAAAUACAUUGAAUGAUAUCCUGGCCCGACUGAAAUCAAUGGGAGUUUUUCACUGAUGGGGGGAUGGGGGGAAGCAGAGUGUGUGUGUGGGGGGGGGCUAUUGAAGGGAAAGUAGUCCUCCCCCACCCCAGUACCAGGUCAAAUUACCAGCUCCACCCAUUCCGUGUCCAACUUCCAGCAUUUGCUGAUAAUUAUUUAGAUGUUGAGAGCUCCCAAAAUGGGCUAAAAGAAAAGGAGUACUUGUGGCACCUUAGAGACUAACAAAUUUAUUGCACUUUCUAUCAUGUAAGCAGACCCAGUCCCUUCCUUAAGAGCAUACAGUACACAAUGGCAAAGGUGGAUGAAGGGCAGAGGUGACACAAUAUACAAAUGAAGCCAUGUGGAUAUUCACAGGCAGUUGUCUAAUUAGUUACAUGUGUGAGUUUCUUUAACAUCCAAUGUAUUGUGCUCUCUGCUCAGCAACCACACUCCACAAUUUGGCCUGCUUAUCUUUUUGCCACCCUGUCUGCCAUGCAUACUUACAUGUCUUACUCCUUCCUUCCAGCAGUUCACUCUCAAGAUACAUACACGAAAUAGCUACAUAGAUGACUCACUGAUCUAAGAUGUGCAAGUGCCCCUAUGAUGGGCACCAAAGUAAGGCCAAGAUCCAGCUCUGAUGUGCGUGUUCUAGAGUUUUAAAAAGACAAGGGAUCCUCUUUUAAUCUAGAGCCACAUGGUACAUCAUUUUGACUGUUAUGCAGAUGUGCUGGCUGGGAUGUCCAGUGGUGUUUCAUCGUACAGUAGGGUGUAUAGUAUAAUAAGCGGGUGUGGCCAGGCCCUCAGCCCAACUGCGCGCUUGGCUUAGAAUGAUGGAUGGGUAAAAACACAGCCUCAUUCCGAGGUUUUACAAUCUCAUCCAGGCAAGGACAGUACAAUCCACACACGCCCAAUGCUAUAAUUUGGCAGCAGACUCCAAAUAGAAAAAUAAAUGUGAUGUAACGG